Molecule: messenger RNA, 2342 nt
Organism: Solanum verrucosum
Lineage: Eukaryota; Viridiplantae; Streptophyta; Magnoliopsida; Solanales; Solanaceae
Product: protein CYPRO4
Exons: 2
Coding region: 100-2034 (644 amino acids)
Cellular component (GO): cytoplasm; nucleus
Molecular function (GO): protein binding
Source: RefSeq, a predicted model, not a curated record
UUGAAAAUUGCGCUCCUCACAUUUCUCCCUUUUCACUAAGGUUCUCUUCAUUUUUGCUUUCACAUUUUCCUCUGAAUCAACAAAAUUUCCUUUGUUCAAAUGGGUGCUAAUCACAGCCGUGAAGAUCUGGAGCUUUCUGAUUCCGAGUCUGAAUCCGAAUACGGGUCGGAGUCUCGAACAAGGGAGGAAGAGGAAGACGAAGAUAACUACUCAGAUGCUAAAACGACGCCAUCUUCCAUUGACCGGAAACAGAGCAAAACCCCAUCUUCAUUGGACGAUGUUGAAGCUAAGCUGAAAGCUUUAAAGCUCAAGUAUGGUACUCCACAUGCUAAAACCCCCACAGCGAAAAACGCUGUUAAACUUUACCUUCAUGUUGGUGGGAACACUGCGAAUUCCAAAUGGGUCGUUUCUGAUAAAGUGGCGGCUUAUUCGUUUGUUAAAUCGGGUAGUGGGGAUGGGUCGGAUGAUGAUGAAAAUGAAGAAACUGAGGAGAAUACUUGGUGGGUUUUGAAAAUUGGGUCGAAGGUUCGGGCUAAGAUUGAUGAGAAUUUGCAGCUGAAGGCGUUUAAGGAGCAGAAACGGGUGGAUUUUGUGGCGAAUGGGGUUUGGGCUGUGAGAUUCUUUGGGGAGGAAGAGUAUAAGGCGUUCAUUGACUUAUAUCAGAGCUGUUUGUUUGAGAAUACUUAUGGGUUUGAGGCAAAUGAUGAGAAUAGAGUUAAGGUGUAUGGUAAGGACUUUAUGGGGUGGGCGAAUCCAGAAGCUGCGGAUGAUUCGAUGUGGGAGGAUGCUGGGGAUAGCUUUGCGAAGAGCCCUGCGUCUGAGAAGAAGACACCUUUGAGGGUUAACCAUGAUUUGAGGGAGGAGUUUGAAGAGGCAGCUAAAGGAGGAGCUAUUCAGAGCUUGGCAUUAGGUGCAUUGGAUAAUAGUUUUCUUAUAAGUGAUUCUGGAAUUCAGGUUGUGAGGAACUAUACUCAUGGGAUAAGUGGAAAAGGUGUUUGUGUCAAUUUUGAUAAGGAAAGGUCUGCUGUACCUAAUUCCACUCCAAGGAAAGCUCUACUUUUAAGAGCUGAGACUAAUAUGCUUCUUAUGAGUCCAGUGACUGAUAGGAAGCCUCACUCUCGGGGAUUACAUCAGUUUGAUAUAGAGACUGGGAAGGUUGUUAGUGAGUGGAAGUUUGAGAAAGAUGGAACUGAUAUCACGAUGAGGGAUAUCACUAAUGAUAGCAAAGGAGCUCAGAUGGAUCCCUCGGGGUCUACUUUCUUAGGGCUAGAUGAUAACAGAUUGUGUAGGUGGGAUAUGCGUGAUCGGCAUGGGAUGGUUCAGAAUCUAGUCGAUGAAAGUACUCCUGUGCUGAAUUGGACUCAAGGACAUCAAUUUUCGAGGGGAACUAACUUUCAGUGUUUUGCUACUACUGGUGAUGGAUCAAUUGUUGUUGGUUCACUAGAUGGCAAGAUUAGAUUGUACUCAAGCAGUUCCAUGAGACAGGCUAAAACUGCUUUUCCAGGCCUUGGUUCUCCUAUCACUCAUGUGGAUGUUACCUAUGAUGGGAAGUGGAUAUUGGGGACAACUGAUAGUUACUUGAUAUUGAUAUGCACCUUGUUUAUCGACAAGAAUGGAACUGCUAAGACUGGUUUUGCUGGUCGCAUGGGGAAUAAGAUUUCCGCUCCAAGAUUGUUAAAGCUAAACCCUCUCGAUUCACAUAUGGCUGGAGCUAACAAGUUCCGUAGUGCUCAAUUUUCAUGGGUCACUGAGAACGGGAAGCAGGAGCGCCACCUUGUUGCUACUGUUGGGAAGUUUAGUGUGAUAUGGAAUUUUCAACAGGUGAAGGAUGGUUCUCAUGAGUGUUACCAGAAUCAGGUGGGGUUGAAGAGCUGCUAUUGUUACAAGAUAGUUCUAAGAGACGACUCUAUUGUAGAAAGUCGUUUCAUGCAUGACAAGUAUGCUGUUUCUGACUCACCUGAAGCACCACUGGUGGUAGCAACCCCCAUGAAAGUCAGCUCAUUCAGCAUCUCUAGCAGGCGCUUACAAAUUUGAACAAUCAUUAUGUUCAUAUAUAUGCAACUUAUUAGGUUUAUCUGUAGCAGAAUUAGUGUCUCUCACACUAAGUAGCUUGAAAAACUGCACAUCUGCGAACCAUUUUAGUUCAAUGUAUUACUACUUUAGUUUAAAGACCUUUAAGGCAGUCUUCCAAAUUCUAGGUAUCCUCACCUGACAUUAUUGUUGUUGUAAUAACUAAUUACUGCUUGCUUUAGAUAACCGUUCAAUGAUUCCAGGUGAUAUGCAUUUUCCAAUAUUUCUGUUUUUCUUGGACACAUCCCUAUUGAUAUGAAGUAGUUGACCUA